Molecule: messenger RNA, 1372 nt
Organism: Drosophila kikkawai
Lineage: Eukaryota; Metazoa; Arthropoda; Insecta; Diptera; Drosophilidae
Gene: fok
Product: fledgling of Klp38B
Source: RefSeq, a predicted model, not a curated record
UCGGCUUUCAGUUUUAUACGAGACUUCCCACUGAAUACAUUCGAAUUUCGGUGAAAUUUCGACGACUGGAAUUCAGACAACAGACCUGACUAAAAAGUGCAUAAAUACGCGUCAAAUAAAAAACAACUGAGACCAAGGCCCCAAAACAAAGUGAUUUCAAACAGAGUUCAUUGCACGCCAAAGAACAGAGAGACAAAGUGAAACGACCUCGCACAACGCGCCGUUCACAGAGAGAGAACAACACACCCACGUCCGCCAGGCCACCAUAACUGCACCGCGCCCCCCCACAAGGCGAAGGAAGAGAAAAAAGCUACCAGCAUGGAUGUUUGGGGAUUCUGUGUUAGCGACUCCACCAUGUCAUAUGGCGGAUCGAUGCGCAGCGGCUAUUACCGCGACUACGAGCAGUUCCCAUACGGAACCCUGGAGACCACCACAUCCCCGUAUGCGGUCAAGGAUUGCUACAGUCGAGUGCAAGAAAAGUGCAAGCAGAUAAAGUCCGAGAAGCAGAUGCGCAAGGACUGUCCCUUCUGCAAGGAGCACAAGAAGCGGCCGCUCAUCAACUACAUGCGCAAGCGGGAGCAGCGCAAGCACCAUGACAGCAUCUGCGAGGACGAGGAGGAGAUGCAUGAGCAUGAGCACGAGCACACCCACAACCACGAGGUGGUGCAGCAGCCCGCCCCAGCGCUCUCCUCCGUCCUUGCCCAACAGAGCUGCAAGGUAUGAGCGGGACGACAGCCAACGCACAGACAGCCCUGAAAACCAGAACAGCAAUUCGCAAAUGCCAUAUAAACGUUAACCAGAAGAAAGGAAAAACCUGAAAAGAAGCAAAACAAAAAAGAAUACAGAAAAAAAAGAGAAAAACAACCUAAAAGAUAAAAAGAAAAAGCUGUAAGACACAAAAGAUGGCGGCGUUGCCUAUGACAGAAAGAUAGAGGACAGCAGCUGUGCAGCUACAAUAAUCCAACGCGACUGUACUUCCGCAUCGCGAAUACACUACCAUUUACAAAGCAGGAGCCAGAACUUGAUACCAAUUUACAAGACCCUAUACUCGUAUUGUUAACACCCAUAUAAUCUUCCAUUUGCUUUAAAAAAAAAGUUUUGUGUGAAAGCUUAACAGGAAACCAAAUUGUUUACAGACAUACAACAGCUCUUGAUGAGAAAAUCAAACAACGAAAACCUGCCCGCUUGACCAACGCAUUUUUUGACCCUAGGCGAACCAAGAAAAAAAAAAAAAAGAGAAAAACCUUUAUACACGAACCACAAGGGAAGCAAAAGAAAAAAAGCUACAAAAAUAACAUUUUCUUUUUGCGUACGAGACUGAGUAAAUUGCAGUAGAUACUUUUAAAUCUACAUGUGCGUAUUUGGUUUUUUU